Molecule: messenger RNA, 552 nt
Organism: Columba livia (rock pigeon)
Lineage: Eukaryota; Metazoa; Chordata; Aves; Columbiformes; Columbidae
Product: olfactory receptor 14J1-like
Exons: 1
Biological process (GO): G protein-coupled receptor signaling pathway
Cellular component (GO): membrane
Molecular function (GO): odorant binding; olfactory receptor activity
Source: RefSeq, a predicted model, not a curated record
CUGCACUACGGGACCCUCCUGGGCAGCAGAGCUUGUGUCCACAUGGCAGCAGCUGCCUGGGCCACUGGGUUUCUCAAUGCUCUGCUGCACACGGCCAAUACAUUUUCACUGCCCCUGUGCAAGGGCAAUGCCCUGGGCCAGUUCUUCUGUGAAAUCCCCCAGAUCCUCAAGCUCUCCUGCUCACACUCCUACCUCAGGGAACUUGGGCUUCUUGUGGUCAGUGCCUGUUUAGGUUUUACGUGUUUUGUUUUCAUAGUGGUGUCCUAUGUGCAGAUCUUGAGGGCCGUGCUGAGGAUCCCCUCUGAGCAGGGACGGCACAAAGCCUUUUCCACCUGCCUCCCUCACCUGGCCGUGGUCUCCCUGUUCCUCAGCACUGGCGUGUUUGCCAACCUGAAGCCCCCCUCCAUUUCUUCCCCAUCCCUGGACAUGGUGGUGUCUGUUCUGUACUCGGUGGUGCCUCCAGCAGUGAACCCCCUCAUCUACAGCAUGAGGAACCAGGAGCUCAAGGAUGCCCUGAGGAAACUCAUAUCUUAUUGUUUUGUAAAGCAAUAA